Molecule: messenger RNA, 2320 nt
Organism: Contarinia nasturtii (swede midge)
Lineage: Eukaryota; Metazoa; Arthropoda; Insecta; Diptera; Cecidomyiidae
Product: phosphatidylinositide phosphatase SAC2-like
Exons: 7
Coding region: 95-1645 (516 amino acids)
Biological process (GO): phosphatidylinositol dephosphorylation; regulation of endocytic recycling
Cellular component (GO): early endosome; clathrin-coated endocytic vesicle
Molecular function (GO): phosphatidylinositol-4-phosphate phosphatase activity
Source: RefSeq, a predicted model, not a curated record
CGUCAUAUUAUUUAAAAAAAAAAACAUUUUAUACUUCUAGGGAGAUUACACGAGGACAGGUGAACGAAACUUUUCUGGAUUAGUAAAAGAUGGAAUGAACUCCGCCAAUCGUUAUUACUUAGCGCGAUUUAAAGAUUCUUUUCGUCAAGACAUAAUUGAUCUUAUGCUAGGAAAUCAAGUUUCAACCGAAUCCAUGCUGAAUAUGGACAAUCAGAAUUUAGUCGAAGAAGAUGCCACAGAGGCAACUGAGCACGCACGCCAAUUAGUGGAAGAUUGUCGACGCAUGUUACUUGGUUUGACCGAAUUACCGAUGGGUUCAUGGGGAUUGAUAAAUGCAGAUCCAGAUACCGGUGAUGCUGGUGAAAAUGAAGUUGACACAGUUUUGCUGCUCACAUCCGAAUGUUAUUUAGUUGCUGAAUAUGACUCAAAUUUAGAUAAAGUGGUACGCUUCGAAAAAGUAUUACUUGAACAUAUAACGGAAAUUGAACUAGGCUGGUUUCAGUAUUCAAAAAUUUUCCAAAUUACACCAACACCCCAAUUUUGCAUUCGAAUAAACUAUUCUUUCAAUGGUAUUGAUCAAUUUUAUCACAUGUUACGAUCAGCAUCACUUCGAUUCUUUAACAAUGUGGCUGUUAUCAUCAAAACUCCCGAAGAGAUUAUGGAAUCUCUAAGUGCAAUUGGUGACUGUUUUCGAGUUGCGUUAGAAAACAGCGGCAAUAGUCAUGUCAAAUUUACAAACGAUGGUCAUAUGAAGCAUAGAAAAAGUCGAACUCAUGUACUGGACAUUCCAGGUGGUAUGCAAAGAAAUCUCUCCGAGUCUCAACUCGUUCACGUUGGUUCGAAAGCAGUUACCAAUGUUCCUGAACAAUUUACCAAAUUCGGCGAUAAUAUACAUCCAAAGAUUAUGACAGGAAAAAAAUCCACAUUAACAAAGAGCAAUAUCAAUAUCAUAGCAUCUACUGAAGAAUCGGAAAUAGAGCCCGGUACCAAUUUGGAGUUAUACAAAAGUGCUGGAAAUAGUUGCAAUGAAUCAGAUAGAACAUUUGAGUCUACGAGUAAAUGCAACAAUAAUUCAUUCCUAGAAGGUGUCGGCAUCGUUAUGGUAGAUGCAGCAGAAAUGGCAGAGACACUUAAUCAGUCAGACUCCCGGAAAUCAAACAACAAUAAAAACUUGGAGAAUUUUGCUCGCAUUUCGAUGUCAUCAGUAACCGAUAAUGUGAAACUACCACCAGAAAUGUUAGAUAUUAGCGAUUUACCAGAAAAAUCAGUUGUAACACCUAAAAUUAAUGUUCAAGAAACUGAAGAUGGUAAACGAGAUAAAAACAACGGUCUAAAAAUGUGCCACAGUGUGGCUGACAUGAGAACAAGUGAUUCAUUGUACAGCGAAGAUGAUGGACGUUUGUCGGUCAAUCGAGAUCUAAAAUUGCAUUUACCAAACUCACAAAGUGAAAAUGCAAUAAAACAGCUGAAGACAUUAACAAGUCCGUUAACAAAGUUCGCAGCUUCUGUUGGAAGCGCUCUUGAUCCUAGAAAAUAUGGAUCAACGAAGACGAUUGCGAAUGAACCACAAACUGACAUGGAAAGAGAAAAGCUGCAAGAAAAAUGGGAAGCAAGCAACUGUAAAACGAAAUUAAUAGCUUUGUAAGAGAUGAAAAAAAGUACAUUCUGAAAUCUGUGGUCUCAAUCUAAUUGAGAUAUGAAGGGCUCAUUGCACACUAUUUUUCGGAAGUAUAUAUUUAAAGUCGAUUUGAAUCAGUCUGAACACACAUAUAAGGCUUACACUCUCCAGCAAGUCACUUUCGAGUAUCUUAUUGAAACCUAUACCAUUUUUUUGUGCAUAAUUUGUGCGAAUUUGUGCAUGCAUUUUUAGAAUUUGUGCAUAAAUGGCUGAUGAGUUAUUCAGCUUUAUAUUUUGUGGUGAAUUUCGGUUUUGGAUGCAAUUUUUUGUGCAUAAUUUGUGCAUGCCAAAUAUGCCUUCAGAUCAGUCAUGCACUGUGAAAAAUGCAUCAAAAUCGAUUCGACGUCAAUUUCCCCACACAAAUUCAAAACUUUUUUUUUAAAUAAUUGCAAAAAUAAAAAAAUGUCUUCACCACUUUUUUGUGCAUAAUUUGUGCAUAACAAAUUCACAUCGCACCGAAUUUGUACAUGCAAGGGUAGUUCAGUAAUCGACUUGAGCAAUAUUCUCCAAAAUCACUCAAUGAGCGAAGAUCGAUUUGGAUUAAAUUUCUUGAAAUUUCUCAGUGGUAAUAUUUUGUGCAUAAUUUGUGCAUAACAAAUCCACAUCGCACCGAAUUUGUGCAUGCAGGGGUAGCUCAGUAGU